This is a messenger RNA of Branchiostoma belcheri (Belcher's lancelet), 753 nucleotides long. RefSeq lists its product as uncharacterized. The record is from RefSeq and is a predicted model, not a curated record. The coding region runs from base 45 to 353 and encodes 102 amino acids. NCBI's taxonomy places the organism in Eukaryota, Metazoa, Chordata, Leptocardii, Amphioxiformes, Branchiostomatidae. The transcript is spliced from 4 exons.
UUUCUGAACCCGGCAUCUCCGUGAGAACGGCACCCAUAGUCACCAUGAACACCCUCUGCUGCCUGACGAUCCUCCUAGCGGCUGUCGUCUCUUCACAGGCGCUGCCGAUGGCCGACUACCACUACGAAGAAGAGUCAUCCGCUAAACAGCUGGCAGGAGCUUACGAUCUCCUCUCCAAGCUGGGCCAGGCGUUCCGCAGCGAGCUAGAAACGUGCGACCUAAAAGUUGACAAGGUUUGCCAGACCAGCUACGGGAAGUGGAGAGGCCGGAUCCCCAGGAUGGUCUGCAGAUGCCCCGCCAGGACCAUGUGUGACAUGGACGGCUUUCCCGUCGGCAAAUGUGUGGAAUACUAAUGUACCCAAGAGGAGGGACGGUUCUAUGAAGGCACAUUUCGUCAGACGACCCCAGGACUCCUUUCCAGACAACAUGCUCAUCGCCUGUGGACAUCCUUCCAAUGAUUUACGCACGACCAGAAUUUAUUUAUAAGUUAGAAAAAACAACAUCUCUGCGAUAAAUACAGCAGCUUUACGUGCCAGACAUACAGAUUAUUGGUCGUCUUGGAUUUGUUAAUUCAUGUUUUCUGUGAUCAUUGCUUGUUGCUUAUCCAUAGUCAUGUACACAGUAUUUCAAACAACACUUUUCGACACUGAAUGUUUAUUGUAAAAGAGCAUAACUUUCCACUGAACAGCGAAAUGCGUUUGAUAUGUGCCCAGGGAUACCUGAAAAUCAGAUCAACGGAUCUGAGGUAUGCCC